AUGCCAACUAUUUCAAUUUCAAAGCAUGCCUCAACGGCAUUAAUACUAGCAUCUGGCAUGCUCAUAUCAGGAGUGUGCAAUACGAUAUUAAACAAAUACCAAGAUAUGCAAUGUGUUGACCAUUGCGAUGACCCUGAUCCCAAAAAGAGAACUUACUUUGAACAACCUCUUUGGCAAACUCUAAACAUGUUUGUGGGUGAAUUUGCUGUUUGGACAGUUUAUUUAUAUCAACUGUAUGAAAAAAGAUAUCAAACGACGAUCGCACCACCUUCAUCCGUUAAUCAAUUAGACGCUGCUGCCCUUAUAGAUGACGUAGAUAAUGAAGUGCAAAAGGUAGAGAACACCCUACCUGAGCUCAAAGGCAUCAAAUCUUUGCUCUUUUGGAUCCCCACGGUCUGCGAUUUGACCGCGACGACGAUGAUGAAUGUAGGACUUAUUUUAACCUCAGCUAGCGUGUAUCAAAUGCUAAGAGGCGCUGUCGUCAUCUUCACUGGUGCCUUUAGUUAUCUCUUUCUCAACCGUCGACUUCGUGGAUACGAAUGGUUUUCGUUAGUGCUGGUUGUUCUCGGCGUAGCCAUUGUCGGCCUAUCAUCUGUCUUGUAUCCACAAAAUUCGCCUCAUGCAGCAGACGCCUCAGUGGAUUUCGCUUCACUCAUUGGUGUCUGUCUCGUGCUGGGUGCUCAGCUGUUUACGGCUUCUCAAUUUGUGAUUGAAGAAAAGAUCAUGAUGCAUUAUAAGGUCACUCCUCUCAAGGCUGUCGGGCUCGAAGGCACUUUUGGAAUGUUUUCGAUUCUUGCUAGUAUGCCCUUGUUACACUUCACGUUGGGUCAGCGAUAUCCGUCAUUUGAUAUUGUACAAGGCUAUCACGAUUUCUUUGAUCAUCCUACCGUUUGGCAGACGGGUAUUGCCAUCAGUUUGUCGAUUGCCUUCUUUAACUGGUUCGGGCUUUCGAUCACUUCUGCUAUCUCUGCUACUGCAAGAAGCACGAUCGAUGCCUGCAGAACACUUUUUAUUUGGAUGGUAUCUCUUUACUUGGGUUGGGAACGAUUUUCAUGGAUUCAAGUGGCUGGUUUUGUCAUGAUGGUAACAGGCACAUUCUACUUUAAUGGCGUACUUCGAUGGCCAUUUGUCAAGGAGGAGACAGAGGAUGAGCAUAGACCACUUUUAUCACAGGAAUGA
Molecule: messenger RNA, 1179 nt
Organism: Rhizopus microsporus ATCC 52813
Lineage: Eukaryota; Fungi; Mucoromycota; Mucoromycetes; Mucorales; Rhizopodaceae
Exons: 4
Coding region: 1-1179 (392 amino acids)
Biological process (GO): pyrimidine nucleotide-sugar transmembrane transport
Cellular component (GO): Golgi membrane; intracellular membrane-bounded organelle
Molecular function (GO): pyrimidine nucleotide-sugar transmembrane transporter activity
Source: RefSeq, a predicted model, not a curated record